Messenger RNA from Leptopilina boulardi, 1480 nucleotides. RefSeq lists its product as uncharacterized. The record is from RefSeq and is a predicted model, not a curated record. The transcript has 2 exons. Bases 187 to 1173 code for a protein of 328 amino acids. NCBI's taxonomy places the organism in Eukaryota, Metazoa, Arthropoda, Insecta, Hymenoptera, Figitidae.
UCUUCGUACAUUUGAGUACAAAAUAAGCACCCGAACAGUUAACUUGUGUAUAUAUUGUAAAUAAAAUAUAUUUCUUCAAUUACAGAAAAUUUUCAAAAAUUAUUAUUGUCAUUUUAUGAAAAAGAAAAUUUUAUUUAAAAUUAAAUAUUUUGUGCAAAAUUGAAAAAAAAAAAAAAAAAAAUUAAAAUGGAAAUUGAAAAAGUGAAUAUUAAAAAAUUAACUGGAAAUUUAAAUUACGAUAUGUGGAAAUUUAGAGUUUUACUUGUAAUUGAAGCUAAGGGAUUGAGAAAAUUUAUCGAUGGAACAGCCGUUGAACCUGUACAAUCAAAAACACCAGGCGAAUGGCAAUUGUGGAAUAAAAAAAAAUUCGAAACAAUAAUGUUACUACUUAAUGCAGUUGAUGAUUCAAUGCUUCCAUUUUUGGCACAUCAUCAAGAUCCAAAAGAUAUUUGGAUACGAUUAGAAGCACUUUAUGGACAAAAUAUUAUAAAUCAAUUGACUAAUAUAGCGAAUGGAAAAUUUUUAACACAACAAGAAAAAGAAGAUAAUGAAAAAGAAGGGGACAAUAUUUAUUCGAAGAAAAUCGCUAAUAUAUGGAAUGGAGCAUGUAUUAAAGAAAAUAAAAAAGAAGAAAUGGAAAUUGAUAUUUAUUCGGAAAAAAUGGCUAUUAUAUGGAAUGAAAUAUUUUUAAAUGAAGACAAUGAAGAUAAAAUAGAAAAAGUAAAAAACAUAAAGCCAACAUCAUCAUUGGACAUAUGCUGUGACAUUAUAGCAAACAAUAUGUUUGAUGAGAGUCAUGUUUGGAUAACAAAUCCUGGUAUUAAACAACAUAUGACAUCGAGGAGAGAAUUUUUUUCCCAUUUUGAACAACUUAAUGAAACGCCAUUUGUUAAUGUUGACAAUAAAGUGUUAAAAAUUUAUGGAACAGGUUCAAUUAAUUUUCAAGUGCAAAUUGAUGGAAAAUUUGAAGAGAGACAAAUGAUAAAUGUACUCUAUGUGCCUGAUUUAAAAAUGAAUUUAUUUUCAAUUGUUGCUGUACUUGAAAAUGGCUUUUCAUUUCAUUCACAUAAAUAUCAUUGUGAAGUGAGAGACAAAAAUAAUAGAUUAUCAUGUUUGGGUGUGUGUUAUAAAAUUAAUGUAUUUCGUUUAUUUUUUCAAGUUCAAGUCCCGUGAAGAAAAAAAAUUUUUUUUGUAUAUUUAAUGAUUUUUAAAAAUGUGUUGUCUUUUUUUUUUGACAAUGUUUUUUUUGCUCUUUGCGUACUCGCAAUUUUAUAAUAUUAUACUUACAAAUUUUGUGUUUGUAGAAAAUUAAUUUAUAUAUAUAUAUAUAUGUGUAUAUGGUGACUUCGUAUAAACAAGAAUGUAGAAAAAUAUUUCAUGUAAUUAAUUUCUAUAUAUAUAUUUGAUGAACUUGAAAGUCUGAUGAUUUAAUGUCUACAUUUUAAUUAUUAUUCCAGUAAAUAAACUAUAUUUAUUUCAA